Molecule: messenger RNA, 4011 nt
Organism: Penicilliopsis zonata CBS 506.65
Lineage: Eukaryota; Fungi; Ascomycota; Eurotiomycetes; Eurotiales; Aspergillaceae
Exons: 4
Coding region: 1-4011 (1336 amino acids)
Source: RefSeq, a predicted model, not a curated record
AUGUCGCAACCCGACGACCCAACAGGCUCGAGUAUUGUUAUGGCAGAGCAGAGCAGCCACGAUGUGGUAAAUCAAACCCUGUCGGGCGGCGACCCUUCGCCCUCCGACGUUCCUGCGAGCACCAAGGAUAAGCCUUCUGCUGGAGGGGACGUGGGGAAGAUCAACGAUACCGUUACAACAGCGCAGACCGAAACACAAGCAAAAACCCAACAUACUGACGAGGACGAGAAAGCGAUUACUGCGGAGACAGUUCAUACUGGGAGAGAAGAGCGAAUGGAUAGUUCUAUGCCGCCGACGGAUGUCAAAUCUGGUCCGGGAGCGGUUGCGAGUCGAGCGUUGGAAUUAAAUGGGGUUUCUUCAUUAUCAGAUGGUGGAGAGGAUACGGCGUCGCAAGGUGGCUCCGAAUCGGACGCCAGUCGAACCGACGGCAAAAGCCAUGGACGUGCAGGGUCUGCGAAGAGAUUGGCGACAUUCAAACCAGUCUCGUUCGCUAGAUUCUCCGUUCCCAAGGCUCCAGGCGCCUCCGCUCCGUCAAAAUUGCCUGACAAAGCACCCAUGUCCGCCACGACCUCUCUAGGGACACUUCCACCCACCUCGCGACCUCGCUUGGUUGCAAAGACAACGAGCAGCCUCCGUGAUGCCCUCUCCAAGGCUGGUCCAGGUGGUAUCAAGUCCGGCGGAGGUGGUCCUGACCCUAACCAGGUCUGGAAUAAGAACCGACCGGUUCAACCGACUCCCCCUAAGCACCUGACCGACGAAGAGUUGAAGCAGCAGUACGGAAUUCACAUGACAUCUCGUAUUCAAGAAGACGGUGGCGGUACAGAGGCCAAGUGGGCAGAUAUUGAUGACGACGAGGAUGACUGGGCUCCCGAAACCAUAGAAUGGACUGACGGAACGAAAGUCACUCUCACACAUACGGAUACGUCUGUUCCCGCUCAGGAUGAUAAAACGGCCCAAGAAUCAAAUAGCGUACCGCCGUCACCUGAGCUUGCCUCGAUUCCAGAAGCUGCGAAGGCUGCUCCUAAGUCUGUCACAUCAAUAGGACCAAAUCCUACGGUCCUGAGGCUUGGGGCAAAUGCUGAGCGACAAGCAAAAAGUGCCACCAUCCUGGGUAAAGGAGCCGGUGAUAAACUGCCAUCAACAUCUACGAGCCCUGCUCCCGUCCCUUCCAAGUCCCCGUGGGCACCUUUGCCUCCUGUGGAAAGAAUCUCCCCCGUCCUCCCAGCGGCCCAGACUCAUAUUUCUCCCCGGAUUCCGUUCAAUGAGCCACACCCACACGACAAUUACGGUGGUCCAAUGCCCCCUAAAGAGAUCGCGGCCGAUGACUUCAAUCGCAACUGGCGAGAUAGUCAACCCGGUGGGCCGCGGGAGCUCUAUAACUCUAGGUCGGGUAGGUACGAACCCGUUCCCGAGACCAGAAGGGGAGGCUGGCGAAACGAACAUGGCGUUCGUCCACCUGCUGUAUUGCAAAGGCCGCAUGGCGAACAAAGUGGACCUGAGCCUUCCCCGGCCUUUCAAACUCAUCGAACCAGUGCCCAAGAUGGACAGCAUUGGAACCGUCGCCGUACUCUGUCCAACGUGAGCGGAGGGAGCGGGACAUAUGGUCGUCGUAUGUCACUAGGCCGAUCCGAUUUACCUCCCAGGUCUCUUGAGAUGAGGAGAGGCUCUCAAGUCAACGGGUCAAUCGAACCCUCUGCUGUUCAAGAGCCAAUGCAUGCCAGAGAUGCGCCUUUGAGGAAUGCCUCGCCUUCCAGACAUGGCCCUGACGGUCCCUGGCCGACACACCCUUCCGUUGACGCCAACAAUAUGACACGACAACUCACAACUUCUACAGCCUCAGAAGAGGCAGUCCCUGCGCCUCACACUCCGGAAGAGGACCCGGUUGUCUUGCAAGAACGGAUUAUGAAGGAAAAAAGGAUGGAAGCUCGUCAACGCCGGCUAGACCAGGAGGAGAAGGAGGAAGCCGCCAAACGGGAACGGAUCCGUUUGAAGCUCGAGGCUCUAGGUCCACCUCCGGAGAAAGCCAAACCAAAAGCCAAGGAAGUUACAGAUGCCAACAAGUCAGAGCCGACUCAAACGACGUCAACUACAGUUGUCUCACCCUCCCCUCCAAAACCUCCUGUCCCUGAACCCACCGGCGAGCCAAAACAAUAUGGCAUGAUGAAGGUUCAUCAUCCGGACGCCGUGAAGAAGCUUGUGGCUGCCAAUGAACGCACUACCGAUAAACCUGCUCAAGUACCGCCUCCUCGACGGGUAUCUUCGCCUGCCAAUGAAUCCAACGCCGAGUCAAUUUCCCAGAAUGGAAUCCGGCGACCUGGCGAGACCCAAACUGCUGUCUUGGAAAAGUCCCCUGAAGCGAAAUUCGAGGAGAAGGGUCCUCAUUGGAGAAGCAAACUCAAUGUGACAAACACCUAUUCCCCUUGGACCUCAAACUCCAAGCUUGGAGGCGCAUCCUCGGUGGCAAAUCCUUGGAAACCGCUGAGCAGCGACAAGACGUUAGGCAAUGGCAUUUUUGAACAAGGUCUGGGGGGCUUCCAAGGGCGCGAUUUGCCUCUUCGUGGUCACCUGAGCUUGGAUCAACCAGCUCUUGCAGGAGCCGACAGGUUCAACGGCCCACAACGAAGCCAGCCAGACAGCUCUUCGAUUUCUCCUUUACCUUCACCAGAGGUUCGGCACGCAGCGUACGAACCCAUCAACCCGAUCGGUCGCCCUGGCCCGAUUGGACCCCCCAGUUCACACUCUCAAUGGCAACCGCCUCGUGGUGCUGGCGAAACAGCUGCCUGGAACAAUUUCCAUGUUGUUGCGGCUAAGAGGGAAGCUGAGGAAGCUGAGAAACUUCGUCAGGAAAUGGCCCUUCGCGAGGGCCCAGCCUCGCUGCAGGUCACAUUCAAUGAGACCUGGCGCCAGGUUAGGACUGGAGACCAACCCGGACAACGCCAGGUCAUCGGAAUCACCAUGAGUGAAAACAAUGCACCUGCGUCCAAUUCCCUUCCAGUGUUCGAUCAUCCUGUUGAUGGUCUGCCUUUCCCAGAUAGUCACUCACGGCCGUUUGGUAUUCGAGGUUCGCGCUUCUUCCCUCACACUGCCGAGCCUUCGAAGAGACCGUCCCCGGAAGAGGAGGGCUAUAUGCGAAGCCCCUCUCCCCCUCCUCCAGAAGAGGUUUCGAGCCAUCCGGUCUUCACAGGCGAUUCACACAAACCCCUCGUUCAUCUUCCCGCACCCAAGCCCAUCGUCAAACUUCCUCCCAAAGCUACUUCUCCGCCUCCCCCCCCACCCACGUUCGCCUCCAUGGUAGCAGCGCCGCCUCGUGCAGCUCCCCAACCCGUAUCGACAGCUGCUUCCUGGCAAGAGAAGAUCAAUGGACUUUUCGGAAAAAAGACUGUGCCUGAGAAAAAGAGCUCCCUGGCUGUCGCAUCUGCAUCGAAAGAACCUCUCGACGUCCAGCUACACAUUGCUGCUGUCUCUGUAUCUCUUCCCUUGCACGUGGACGAUGGCCUUGGCCCGGAAGACCUUGAGGUCACCUCUAGGCGGGUAGAGGAAGAAGAAGAAAUUUUCGAAGACCGUGAGGCAGGAUCUCUACCUGUCGUUCAUGUCCCUCACAGAGCUCCCGCGAAUGCAUGGCAAGCAGCUCUUCCGCCUCCACAGUCUCGUUUGCGGUCAAAGAACUUGAGACCCAUGCAAGUCCACAGUGUUGAACCUUUCUCAAUCGGCUCCCUGGACAAGGAUCAGACUGGAAAUAUCCGAGUAUCCAUCCGCCUGCCCGGUGCAAAUGCGGCGAAAAUCAUCAGUUUGCCAAAGAAAGCCGGUGGACCUCCACCACCACGAUCACGAGGGUCUUCCACUUUCAAAGCUCGCAAAGGUCCCGUUAAACCCCGCGAAGGGUCUGGAAGCCUCAACUCCAACCCGAAGAAGCCGGCCUCUUCGCAACAGACGAAUGGAAACGGCUCUUCUCCUCGGCAUCAGUCACGAAACGCAUCAUGGGGCCCACGAACAUACAGUGGACCUCAUUAA